AUGGAACAGCAAGAUCCUCAAACUUUCCGCCCUCAUUCUACCGUGCCCCGUGAUACUGAACACCGAUCAACUCGCCAGUCUUCAUCGUCAUCACCCUCGACCUCGCCGCUUACACCAGCUCCCGGGCGCCACGCCACGAGUUUCUCUUCUCGGCCAACAACGCCGAACAGAAGUCAUUUGUCGACCUCUGAACCUACUCUUCGAUUUCCUCGCCCACUAGGCAAUCGACAUCUUGCCAACUGGAUUUCCUCUAGUAAUCCAGACAUCAUGCGUUUCACCACCACUCUGGAGGAUGGGGGGCUUAUGGCCGAGUCCUCCUAUGAAAUAAUCUCUAACAUCGACACCGAGUCUCAGGAUGGAAACUACAACGAGUCCAUGAGCGAGUCUAUCGACUCUUUCGACCUCGCACGCCCCGACGACGUCCAAAGUUGCGCCGGUACUGAGCAGACCUGCGACGACGAAUCCAUUACCGAUGAAGCUGAAGCCCCUGCUCAACAAACCCAAGAAGAGUCUGAUGACAUCUCUGAAUCUAUGGAUGUCAACAAAACUCCACAAACACAACAAAGCUGGGCUUCAGUAGUCAACAACGGUCCACUCCCUGAGGUUGAGGCUGAUAUUGAACCUGACGAAGAGCCCGAGCCUGAGUUACAGCCUGCCGAACAGGAGCCCGAGUCGGAAGACGAGGCUCGAUCUAGGAGUUCUCUCGAGUAUACCCAGCAAAGCCUCAAGACCCCAUCGAUUCCUAGCCCAGACGCUGGUAAUAUGGAUAAGCUUGAUCGGUUGCCUCUGCCUACCGGGGUCGAGAAUGACGAAGAGACCCAACGGGCGACACUUCACAAAUGGUUGAAGGAAACCCAACACCCUGAAUUUACGAACAGAGAGGCAAUCAAAAGAGUCGCCAUGUCGUCCCUACCUGCUCUCCUUCUGCUUAUCCUGGUCUCGUUGAUCAGCUUCUUCCUCUCUCCACUCUCGAGAGAUACAACUCCCCACAUCCCCGCAGCCACUUCCGCUGUCACAACCCACCCCACACUUUUAUCGUCAAGUCGAAGCUCGCAGCCAACUUCGCAGUCCCUUUCCACAUCUAUAAACUCAGCACUUAUUCCCCUUCAGGAUGCCCGCACCAAUGAAUGGCUUUGGGGCAGCCAGAGGAUUGAUGUGACUGUCAAGAGACAUCAAGGCAACCUUUUGAUUCAUAUGCCUCGAGGCAUCAAGAAAUCAUGGCUUGAUAGAGAUUGUCUCAACUUCAAUGCCAAGCGGGACGAAGAACAUGUCCGAUUUGGCACCUCAUCGGUUGAUGAAGGCAUUCUACUCAAGAUCCCUAGAGAGGAAGCCCAUGGAACCGUCAAGUUUGACAUUUACACUACUUGCCGCCCCAAGAUCCACAAAGUCCUCCAGGUUGAAUUCGGGAAGGGCAUGUUUUCGGAGGCGUUGAACCUGACCUUGUCUCUAGCUCAACGUGUUCCAGAGCUUGUUCCCGCUGCUGCUCAAGAGGCAGAGCGGCGCCUCGAGGACGCCAGACGCUCAUUGGAGACUGCUUCCGGAAACUUCAUGACCACGUCUGACACAUUGUGCAAAGAUCUUGGCACCAAACUCCACGAUGCUCACCAGUCUUUGAGUUGGGCCAAGAGGGAUAUCAAAUGCCGCGUUCAAAUGGCAAAGCAAGACAUCUCAAAGAAGCUGGGCACUGUUGCGGCUAAUAUCAAACAAUACAUCCCAAACACUGAAGUUGUGCAAAACCAAGCCGAGCUCGAAUUGCUUCAGGCACAAAUUAGAGCAAAGCUUUGGUGGCUCAAGGUGACUGCGGGUGACGAAGAACAUGAUCGUUACCAACAUGCGGCCAAACAGUUCAUGAAUGGUAAGCUACUGAAGAACAAGCCUGUUCAAAAGCCCGCCAGGAAGGCAUCAGCUGGUUCGAAACCCUUCCGCGCUUUGUUUAUGAAGUCUCGAGACGAUUCAGGAGGACAGAAGAAAUAG
Messenger RNA from Fusarium venenatum, 1974 nucleotides. RefSeq lists its product as uncharacterized. The record is from RefSeq and is a predicted model, not a curated record. NCBI's taxonomy places the organism in Eukaryota, Fungi, Ascomycota, Sordariomycetes, Hypocreales, Nectriaceae.